Messenger RNA from Diachasma alloeum, 6951 nucleotides. RefSeq names its product tolloid-like protein 2 (gene tok). The coding region runs from base 273 to 3896 and encodes 1207 amino acids. The record is from RefSeq and is a predicted model, not a curated record. The transcript is spliced from 15 exons. NCBI's taxonomy places the organism in Eukaryota, Metazoa, Arthropoda, Insecta, Hymenoptera, Braconidae. Gene Ontology annotation, molecular function: zinc ion binding; metalloendopeptidase activity; calcium ion binding. Gene Ontology annotation, biological process: proteolysis.
UAAGGUUUGAAUUAAUACAGAAAAUAAGGCACAAGAGGGAUUUUGUGAGUGGGGGAAUAAAAAUUGAGCCGCAAGUUUUGAAUAAAGUGGAAAUAGGAGUGAAGAGGAAGGAGUUUAGCCCUGGAGGAAGCUAAAUCGGAUUACAUGAUUUGAUUUUUUGUUUCACCGAGUAGUGAAGUUUUUUAUUCUUCCCGAAGGGGCUGGUUGUUUUGUUAUGACUCAGUGGAGAGGGAGUCUAGUGCCUGUUGAUUUGGUUGAAAAGCUCUGCAGAGAUGAGGCUGCAUUCGGGGUUUCUUACUGUUGUUUCCAUUUUCUUUGUGGAGAGAGUCACGUGUCGAGUUUUACUGGGGAAUAAUGAGACGAUUGUCGCGGGGGGCAGGAGGAAAUUUACUAUUGAGGAGUUAGUUAAUGGACAGUUUCCACAUUCUAUUACGGGCGAUCUGGAUCUGGAUGUCUGUAAAGCAGGUGGAUUUUUAGGGGACAUUGCCCUGCCAAAUGUUCAAUAUGAAACGGAAUGGCGUCAGCAAAAGUUGAAUAAGAGUUAUUUGGAGGAACUCGAGAAAUACAGAGAUGAGGUGCUGAAGGAAGGUCUGCAGGUUGAAGAAGAAGGUUUAACAGAAAUUCUUCAGUUUAAAAGUGGCCAGGGUAGUGACGAUCCGGGUCAGGACGAGUUUUCAUCAUUGGAUAAGCCAGUGUCAGUGGUGGAGGACAGAAAUCAGUACAACAUGGGCGGUGAGCCAGAAGAAUCUGUGGAUAGGGUGGAGAAACAUCCGGAGAUCAAGGACGAUGGCAUUGAAUUUAGAUUGGAAGAGACGACGGAAGGCCCUAACAAAUCCCGUCUCACCAAUUUCAUAACCACGGGAAAACCCGAAUGGCAGCCACCGAGAAUCCAGGACUCAACAAGAAUCCCCAGAACGAGACACUCGCAUCACAGCCGCAGUGAAUUGACAACAAAAGAGCCAACGGAUUCGCUUGUCGAUAGAACAACGACUGACGUUAGCUCGAGAAAACGUCAGCGUCGGCACCAUCGCAGAAGAGUGACAAGAAGACGCCCCCAUCAGCGCCGCCUGAAAUCCCCGUUCCCGAGAGACUCAGCACCGCCAAAUGCAGACUCCGACAUAGUUUCGCUGCACGAUCGUCGUUUACGUGACAUUGAAUUCUACAAUGAGCACAAGUCGAAGUUGGAGACGCACCAGAGACAUGGGGCGACUCGCAGUGGGGCUCCCAGUCGACGAAGACGAGCGGCGACAGCGAGGAAGGAGAGGGUUUGGGAUCACGGGGUCAUCCCUUACGAAAUCGACGGCAAUUUUUCGGGCGCGCACAAAGCAUUGUUUAAACAGGCAAUGAGACACUGGGAAAACUUUACCUGCGUCAAAUUCGUGGAGAGAGUCAGCAGGGAACAUCCCAAUUACAUUGUAUUCACUGAACGUCCUUGUGGUUGCUGUUCGUUCGUCGGGAAGCGUGGCAACGGUCCCCAGGCGAUCAGUAUUGGCAAGAAUUGCGAUAAAUUUGGCAUAGUUGUCCACGAAUUGGGUCACGUUGUGGGUUUCUGGCACGAGCACACUCGUCCCGACCGCGAUCGUCACGUCCAAAUAAUCCGUGACAACAUUAUGACAGGUCAAGAAUACAAUUUCAAUAAAUUAACAAACGAGGAGGUGGACUCCCUCGGUCUGCCCUACGACUACGACUCGAUAAUGCAUUACGCCAAGAACACAUUCUCAAAGGGUACGUACUUGGACACGAUUCUCCCCAUGGAGAACAUCGGCAAGAAGAGGCCAGAGAUUGGACAAAGGAUUCGUCUUAGUGAGGGUGACAUUGCGCAGACCAACCUGCUGUACAAGUGCCACAAGUGCGGGAGAACUUUCCAAGAGAACAGCGGUAGUUUUGGCUCCCCAACGCAUCCCAACAGCUCACCACCUAUGGAGGAUGAGCGAUGCGAGUGGAGGAUUACCGCCACUCACGGAGAGCGGAUUGUGUUGAAUAUUACGUCGUUGGAUAUAUUCAAGAGUGACUACUGCAAGGUCGAUUAUAUAGAGAUUAGGGAUGGGUAUUGGUACAAGAGUCCAGUAUUAGGUCGUUUUUGCGGAAGUGGAAAGAUUCACGAGCCAAUAGUAUCAACCGGAAGUCGUAUGUUGGUAACAUACGUUAAGACAAGUCAGGAGCGCGGUUACCGUGGUUUUACAGCAAAUUACGAGGCUGUGUGUGGCGGAGACGUUGAGCUGGAUGGCAUUGGCCAUCUGGAAUCGCCCAACUAUCCCGAGGAGUAUCAAUCAAGCAAGGAGUGUGUCUGGCGACUGACAGUGCCCGACGAGUAUCAGGUGGCACUGAAGUUCCAAUCAUUUGAAAUUGAAAACCAUGACAAUUGUGUUUAUGACUAUGUCGAAGUCAGGGACGGACACAAUUCCGAUUCACCGUUGAUUGGCCUUUACUGCGGAUACAAAGCGCCACCGGAUUUACGAUCUACUGGGAACAAACUUUUUGUCAAGUUUGUUAGUGAUGGGUCGGUGCAGAAGGCUGGAUUCUCUGCUACUGUUAUGAAAGAAUAUGAUGAGUGUGCUUUAACUGAUCAUGGCUGUGAGCACGAUUGCAUAAAUACCUUGGGGGGUUACGAAUGUUCGUGUAAAAUUGGAUAUGAGUUGCACUCCGAUGGAAAACACUGCGAAGAUGCCUGUGGAGGGGUUUUCGAUGCCAGCAACGGUACAAUCACUAGUCCUUCGUUCCCAGAAACAUAUCCGGGAAAUAAAAAUUGUAUCUGGGAAAUAGUGGCACCACCGCAGUAUCGAAUUACACUCAAUUUCACUCAUUUUGAUCUUGAGGGCAACAAGGUUUAUCAUCAGGAGUGUGAAUAUGAUUCUGUAGAGGUUUUUAGCAAAUUAGGGGAUGAUAUUCUGAAGAAACACGGGGUUUUUUGCGGAUCGAAGAUACCUAUGCCGGUGAUUUCGGAGGGAAAUGCUAUGAGAAUUGUCUUCACUUCUGAUAAAGACAUCCAAAAAUCGGGAUUCGCAGCGGUAUUUUUCACUGACAUGGACGAAUGUGCAAUAAACAAUGGUGGCUGUCAACACGAGUGUCACAACACGAUCGGUUCCUACGAAUGUUCCUGUCACAAUGGCUUCAAACUCCACGAGAACCGCCACGAUUGCAAAGAGGGUGGCUGUAAGUACGAGAUAACGAGCCCAGUUGGAACCAUAAUGUCACCAAAUUAUCCAGACUACUAUCCAGCACGUAAGGACUGCGUUUGGCAUUUCACAACGACCCCGGGCCACCGUAUAAAGCUCAUUUUCAAAGUAUUCGAAAUGGAGCCCCAUCAAGAGUGCGCUUACGACCACAUCGCCAUUUACGACGGGGAUUCACCAGACAGUCACACGCUCGGAAGAUUCUGCGGCACUAAAGAGCCUCAUCCGAUGAUUGCCACUGGAAAUCAAAUGUUUAUGGUCUUCAAGAGUGAUGCAUCUGUACAGAGAAAAGGAUUUUUAGCUACUCACACAACUGCUUGCGGAGGACACUUGAUGGCCGGAGACACUCCGAAACACAUUUACUCUCAUGCGAGAUACGGCAGUCAUAAUUACGACCACCGAACUGACUGCGAUUGGACCAUCGAAGCUCCCCUCGGGAAGAAUGUGCAUUUGACAUUCCUGUCCUUCCAACUGGAGUACGAGGAGGAUUGUACUUAUGAUUUCGUGGAGGUUUAUUCGGGGCUGGACGCCUCCAGCCCAAGUUACGGAAAAUUCUGCGACUCGAACAUCACAGAUAUCGUAUCAAUGAACGAAGCUCUCCUGAUUCGUUUUCGAACAGACGACACAGUAUCAAACAAGGGUUUCUCAGCCGCGUUUGUAGCUGUUGAUCGUCAAGACAGUGAAGAGAAUCUCGGUGGGAUUGACGAAGAGGAUAAUCUCUGAUCGUUGAAUGGGCUCGGGAAUUUUCUCGAGCCCCAGGAGAGGACGACACCUCCCCCGAGACAGUUUGAGCCACCGCCGAAUCGUCGGCCUAUUUUCCCCAGCUAUCCAGUCGUCAAAAAGCCACACAGACUCGAUUUACCUGGGAGAUCUCGUCGUGGAAGGUACAAUGGUGCAUCAGCAACCAUGAUUGGCGAUAAUUAUCGGCCCCGUUACAAGCGAAAACGAAAUCGCUCGUACCUCAAUUAAUGACAAUUUAAUCGGUUUUUUUUUCUUCGUGAAUGAUUGCAGGAUAAUAAUCAACAAUGAUCGUGCCAUGUAAGUUAAGUAGACGUAUAUUUGUGGAGAUAUUUUAGAAAUACAAUAAUUGUAGCGAUUUAUUGAUGAUGAUGAUGAUGAUGAUGAUGAUGAUUAACGUGACACUAAAGUGAAGAAAUAAUUUUAAUCACUGCCUCAAGCGCGUUGAUCACUCGAAAUUCUGUCUUAAGGAGGAUUCAAUUGUGAAAUGCAUUUCUUUCGAGUUUUAGGGAUUUUUAUGGAUAUAUAGGUAUUUACGAAAUACUGAAGGAUGUUUCGGAAUAAUAAUCAAUUGCAGUUAUUGCAAUGUUACUUUAUUCUACUUGACUUCAGGAAUUACUCGAUAUCGGAGUACAGAAGAUGAGUCGAACGGAUUGAUAGGAAUUAUUGUGAAAAUAUAGCUCAACGUCCUCAUAUCAAAGAAUGGGUUUAUCAUGGAAGUACUCCUUAAUGAGACAUUUCAAGAGAAAUUGAGUGAAGAACUUUUUUUGAUUCAACAAAUUUUCUAUAGAAGACAUGAUUCUAUUAACUACAAACGUAGAAUAGCUAUAUUGAUUUAGACAUAUUCGCGGGAUGGUCCGUAUGAAAUUAUUAGUCAAACGUAACACUUAAAAACCUGGCGAAUUCACUAGAAAAUUCAGUUGGAUUUCUUUUGAAUUUUUUAGUAGUUUUUGGGCGAUUCUAUUGGAGAAACGUGCAAUGGAAAAUAUUCCGUAGAAAACAUCAAUAGGAUUCUAUUUUUUUAAUACAACUCACUCUAUUGUCCUUUGAUGUACAAUCGAUUCGAGUGAUGAGUGAUUUUUUCGAAUGCACAAAACUCAGAAUCUGAUUCUUUUCCAUCCAAUCUAGUUUUAUAUCGAGUUAUAAUCUAAGUAAAAACUAUCAGAUAUAUGCACAUAAUUCCUUGAUUAUUACUAUAUCUUUAUCUUUUUUUUUGCUUAUGCAUUUUCGUCUUUUUCUUCAUAUCAAUAAAAUCAACUCACUCUAUUGUGAUAUUUUCUACAGGAAUUCCUCGGUUCAAAUUGUUCAAUUUUUUUUGUUUUAUUUUUGUAAUGAAGUGAAAGGAAAAAUGGAGAGGAAAAAACUUGGAAAAUUCAUGUCGAAGAAUUCCUAUAUAAAAUGUCUCAGUAGGAAAACUCGUACAGAAAGAUGAAAUUCUGCUGAUUGUUUCUAUAAAAUACUUUGUAUUGAACAUUUUCUAUUCAGAAAAAACACUCAGUGAAGCUGUGUAAUUUUGCAAUUGAAAUCCAAUCGAAUUUUCUAUUAAAUUCGCUAAGUUUUUCUAUGGAAUUGUUUCGUGCGUGAAAAAUUUUAUAUUUGCAAUAUAAACUACCAAUCCAAUUUGCACAUGUUCUCCACUACUUCAUUGAUAAAAUAAAGUUCGUGAACUACGUCUCAACUUAAUUUCUACUUCGAAAAAUAUAAAGUGUUUCGUAGUACGUAAUUGUAAAUAGAUAGACAAUGAAAAUGUAGAUUACUAGAUAAUUGUCAUCGUGAUGUUUUAUAAUGUUCAACGUUCGUGAUAAGAUCAAUUAUAAAAAUAAAAUUUGGAAUCACUUCAAACAAUUACGUAGAGUUAAUUGGCGCAUGUUUGUAGAGUAGUAGCCAAUCGAGGCUAUUUCAGGAUAAUAAAAUUACAAAGCAAAUGUAUACAAAUUAAAUGUAAUGUCGGUCUUGUUGGGACCCCCCUUCGUCGUCUCUAGUAACUAUUUUGUAGAAAAGGAAAUAUACAAAGAAUUCAGAAAAAAAGUCUUGCAUUCGUUUUUUCGUUUUUUAUUCAUUCCCAGUUGAUUAUACAUUACAUUUUUUCUUUUAACGUUAAAAAAAAUUCUCUUGAUGGAUUAUUAGUCUACGAUAUGGAGACGUUACAGACUUAUCACAGGGUAAACACAGUCGCAGUAACGACGAAUAUAUCAAUAAUUGAAUGAACAAUAAAGAAGAAAACAUUUUGAUCGUGCAAACAAUCCUUUACAGUCAUUUCUGCAGGAGAAUGAGAUAAUUCAUGAACUUUUAGGCAGACUAUUUUGAAGCUAUUUCAAAAACUAUUGAGUUCAUAAAAAAAUCAUAAAAUUUUCUACAUAAAACAUCUUUUAAAAACUUUUUCUUUUCCAAGAUAAUUUAAGAAUAAUCAAAACUUUUGAUCACAUUCUUUCUCACUUCACAAUACUGUGAAGUAAACAAUCCGCCAUUUCACAUUAAAAAACUAAUUUUCGUCGAUUUUUUACUCUUCACAAAUUCAUGAAUGGCUAUCUCGUCUCAAACUCAUUCAAUUAUUGAUUGUAAAAUGAAAUAAAACGAUGAAAUAAAAAUUCUUUUUGUUUUUCCUCAUCUCACCAUUAUAUAGAUCUGAAUAAAAUACAACGUUUCUUAGAUCUAGAUACAAUCGAUAUACAUGCACAUAAUAUAAUAUAUGCUAUAUCUGUAAAUAUAAAAAAGAAUAAAAGUGCCAAGUUGUACUAGAAUAGAAAGUACGUUCACGAGGCAGUGAAGCUGUAUAAAUUCAUCCAGUCAUUGAUUCAACUCCCCGAGGGGAAUGGAAAAAUCUGGGACAAAGUCAUCAGCCCAUUGAUACGACAAUUAAAAUCGAGUUCAGAACCUCCCCAUUUAUUCGAUCGAUUUUUAUGUACACUGUUUUAGCUGUUCUCCUUUAAGAAUAAAAUUGACUCCGAGGAAUCGAACCAGCUCUCUCCCCUGCCCUCUAUUUUACGUAUAUACAAUGAAAGAUCUCUUCAUUCAGAUAAACGAUAAACUAUAAAAGUCU